Molecule: messenger RNA, 2659 nt
Organism: Aricia agestis (brown argus)
Lineage: Eukaryota; Metazoa; Arthropoda; Insecta; Lepidoptera; Lycaenidae
Product: alanine--glyoxylate aminotransferase 2, mitochondrial
Exons: 17
Coding region: 42-2615 (857 amino acids)
Biological process (GO): glyoxylate catabolic process; tRNA aminoacylation
Cellular component (GO): mitochondrion
Molecular function (GO): ATP binding; L-alanine:glyoxylate transaminase activity; pyridoxal phosphate binding
Source: RefSeq, a predicted model, not a curated record
UUAGUUUAGUUGCAUUAUAGUCGUGGUUCUAGUGUAACGUUAUGGCUAACAAAGUCGCAAAUGGAUUGAAUAUUUUAAAACGAGGCUACGGAAGCUCGCUACCAAAAUGUGAUUUUAUGCCUAAAGAAUAUUGCGGGCCUACCUUUCAAAAAACAGACCAAAUCAAAGGAGAGAAUCUACCGCCAGCACUUUUUAACAUUUAUAAGAAACCCGUGGUACUCCACCAGGGUUAUAUGCAAUGGUUGUUCGAUCAUGAAGGCAAGAGAUACCUUGAUUUAUUCGGUGGGAUAGUCACAGUGUCUGUUGGUCACUGUCAUCCGAAAGUAACAGCGGCAUUACAGGAGCAAAUAAAAACACUUUGGCACACCACUAACAUCUACAGACAUCCCAAAAUAUACGAAUACGUUGAGAAAUUCACGUCUAAAUUCGGGAAUGAUUUGAAAGUGGUAUAUUUAGUAAAUAGUGGGACUGAAGCGAAUGACCUAGCUAUGCUAUUGGCUAAGGCAUACACGGGCAACAAUGACGUUAUAUCUCUCCAAGGCUCCUACCACGGGUACUCGAGUACCAUCAUGGGAUUGACUGGCACAAGGUCAUAUAGAAUGCCCAUACCUGUACCACCGGGAAUACAUCAUGCAAUGCUCCCAGACCCACUACGCGGCAUCUGGGGUGGAUGCAGGGACUCGAUCUCACAGGUGUCAGGGUCCUGCUCGUGCCCUGGUGAAUGCGUGACCUCCGACAAAUACAUUCAUCAAUUGGAAGAGCUAAUAGGUAACUCGAUCCCGGUGGGCGGUGUGGCUGCUAUGUUUGCAGAAUCUAUCCAGGGUGUCAAUGGCACUAUGCAGUUUCCAAAAGGAUACCUCAGAAAAGCCAGUGAAGUGGUCAGAAAACAUGGCGGCGUGUUCAUAUCUGACGAGGUACAGACUGGUUUCGGUCGUACCGGCGAUGCUUUUUGGGGUUUCGAAAACCACGAAGUGAAACCGGACAUUGUAACCAUGGCUAAAGGCAUUGGUAACGGAUUCCCUAUGGCAGCUGUGGUAACCACGCAAGAAAUAGCUGCGGUACAUACUAAAGCAUCGUAUUUCAACACAUUUGGUGGAAAUCCUAUGGCCGCCGCGGUGGGAAAAGCUGUUUUAGAAGUUAUAGAAGAGGAAAACCUACAAGCAAAUUGCAAAAAACUGGGCAAAUAUUUCAUAGAACAGUUGAUGCAGUUGCAAUCUGUGUACCCUGUGAUUGGAGACGUAAGAGGGAAAGGCCUUAUGCUGGGCGUCGAGUUUGUCGAGCCAGGCACAAAAACACCGCUAAGCCCUACAGAUGUAGGCGAUAUUAUGGAGGGCAUGAAGGAUCUAGGUGUACUCAUUGGACGCGGUGGGCGCUGGAAUAAUGUGUUAAGAAUUAAACCUCCCAUGUGCAUAACGGAAAAUGACUAUUCAUCAAAGGUUGUAAAAUGUGUGGAAACAGAAGAUUCAUUGAUUGAUUACGGCAAAGUAUCUCCAUUCAAAGGUUAUGAAGUGACUUUGGAGAACACAAUCUUGUUCCCAGCUGGAGGAGGACAGCCUCAUGAUGUGGGUUGGUUGAACAACAUAGAAGUUGUACAAGUACUUCGGAAAGGUAAUGAGGCUGUACAUUUCACAAAAGAGCCUGUAGAAAUUGGUACAAACGUACGACAAAAAGUUAACUGGGAAAGAAGAUUUGAUCAUAUGCAACAGCAUUCAGGUCAGCACCUUUUGUCAGCAAUAUUAGAAAAAGAACACAACAUACCUACAACCAGUUGGUGGCUCGGUGCAGAUGAGUGUAAUGUUGAGUUGCCGGUCACCAAGAUAUCAGAUGAACUCAUGAACAAUGUGGAAACCAGAUGCAAUGAACUGAUAAGGGCUGCAGUACCUGUAAAUUUAAAGUUUUAUAAAGCAAAUGAUCCCACACUGAAUGAGGCUCAUACCCGAGGCUUACCAGAGGACUGCAUGGAUACAAUAAGAGUGAUAUGUAUUGGUGAUAUUGAUGAAAACAUGUGCUGUGGCACCCAUGUUACCAAUCUAAGCCAACUACAAGUUAUAAAAAUUUUGGGUGCAGAACCGGGUAAGAAAAACAAAACGAAUCUAAGAUUUCUCGUGGGUGGAAGAGUCACAAGGACAUUUCAAAGAAUGCUUGAUAGAGAAAAGGCUCUUACAGGAUUGCUAAAAAAUGAACCAAGUAAACAUGAGGAGCUUGUGUCAAAAAUACAGAAAAACAUCAAAAUUGCCAACAAAAACCUACAGAAUGUACUUCUAGAGCUGGCUCAGUAUGAAGUUGAGAAAGUCAAAAGAGCUGAACCGAAGCCAAAGUAUUUGAUUCUAUUCAAGAAGGAAUCUACACCAGAAUUCAACCGAGCAGUAUGUAAGGGAUUGGAGAAUGAAGGACUGUUUAUGCUGCUUGCUUCCUCAGAGCCAGAUAAAGCUAAUGAUGGUCAAAUCAUCAUACAGGGUCCCGAAGAUGCUUGCAACGAUCUUGGGCAAUUGUUGAUUGCAGCAUUGAAAGCAAAAGGCGCCUUCAAACAUGGCAAGUUCCAGGGAAGAGCAGGAGACUUGAAUGAAAUCAAACAAUGUUAUAAAAUUAUUGAGGAUUAUUUUAAGAAUAAAUGAACUUGUUACCUGUUUUACUCAAAUGAAAUCUUUACACAACUUAA